Messenger RNA from Mollisia scopiformis, 1570 nucleotides. RefSeq lists its product as uncharacterized. NCBI's taxonomy places the organism in Eukaryota, Fungi, Ascomycota, Leotiomycetes, Helotiales, Mollisiaceae. Bases 316 to 1461 code for a protein of 381 amino acids. The transcript has 2 exons. The record is from RefSeq and is a predicted model, not a curated record.
ACUUAACUUAUUCACACCCACCUCUUCUCCUCCGUUCCUUUCUUUGUCUUUUCCUAACAUUCAAUUCAACAGGAGUCAGGUCUAAAAAUGCCAGCCGUUGUCGUUAAAGGUGCGUACCGCCCACCAGCAAGUCCCAUGAUGUGAUUCGCCUAUCAGGUUAUCCCCGAUGUAGAUCAAGGUGGCGUUGUGCUUCGCAAUCCUCGAGGCAGCAACUUGAUUCACCUCAAGUUCCUAGUUCAUUCAUAAACUUGCGAACCUCUUCUUCAUCCAUUCGAUUCAUCGCAUUUAGUCAAACUUCUUUCAAACUUGUACAAAAUGCCUCCUAACCCUGCCGCCGUAGGAGUCGUUGUAGCUGUUUCCAUUGUCGCAGCUGCCGCAAUAGCUGUUUACGAAUCCCCACAAGCACGACAAUUUGCCGAAGAUGUCCGUCGAAAGAUAGCAAUUGCCCUCCAUUCUCUCGGCGAUGAAAUCAAUCCACAGUCUAGGCAGCCUCGUUUCAACCGGCCUGAGGAUGCCGAAGGAUUCCUGAUGAGCCAAGCUGGUGCAGACCCAGGGAUCGACGCAGAUGAGGAGUCAAAGAAACGUCAGAGAGAGGAGUUGAUGUACUGGAAUGCUGUUCACCUCGAGAAGAAGGAGAAAGAACGACAGAUGAAUGGAACUCGACCUGAGAACAGAAGUCGUGGAUCGAGCUUCGAUGAUUUCCUUCACGAGGACCCAUCAGGCGAGAAAGGAACAUACGUCUACAAUACCGGGACCGAUACAAAUCAGACGGAAGGGCUCCGAAACAGAGGUGUCCAAGGUCUGAACAGAGGGUCUUUCUAUGCCAAUCCAUUCGGCGAUGAGCACAACAUCGAGAUGGACGAGCAGCGAGCUAUCGACGCAAGCCUGAUGGAUCCCGACAUGUCUGAGAGGGAAGAAAUGAUGUCGGAUAUCUACUCUGCGAAUGAAGACCCAAGACCAUCUCGUCAGACUCCCGCCACCAUCGCUGAACAGUUGAUUGAUACCUCCGAUGACCCUGUACCGGAUCCUCCGGUUUCCUUCCCCACAAUGGAAGAUCACUUCAUGGGAGAGACAACGAACUUCACCAACAUGGCAACGGCAGAUAGAGACGACUCGGCUUAUGCGUCCAUUCAUGCUUGGGCAGACAAUGCAAACCACAGCUUCUACUCUCCGCUUCCCGUCACUCCCGGAGCCAUCACCCCACAGCAGCAGGAAGUGCGUCCUAGCUCACCUACUUUCAGUGAUCCUGAUGUUUCAGUUCCAGGAAGCGGCUUCGCCACACCAACAGACUCUGCCUCCCUGGCUGGUUCAGGCGAGGAAAUCUGGGCACCACGAAGUGGAGCUACGAGCGAAGCAGAUGUCAUGAGUGUGGAUGGUGAAGGUGUCAGUACACCAGGUACAUGGACCGAAGUCGGCAGUGUUGUAAGUGAAGAUGAUGUUGGAGCCGGUGUUCAUCAUUAGAAAUUCUGUUCGGUGCGGAUACCAAAUAUGGGUUAUUGGCGUCGUGGAAUAAGGAAAGCGUAGUACACAGCUCGUGAUAGGGGGUACAUUGGCAUGGACAUAAGGAUGG